Messenger RNA from Pezoporus occidentalis (night parrot), 3161 nucleotides. It is a transcript of the gene IL18R1, whose product is annotated as interleukin 18 receptor 1. Gene Ontology annotation, biological process: positive regulation of type II interferon production; interleukin-18-mediated signaling pathway. The record is from RefSeq and is a predicted model, not a curated record. The transcript is spliced from 13 exons. Gene Ontology annotation, molecular function: interleukin-1 receptor activity; interleukin-18 binding; interleukin-18 receptor activity. The coding region runs from base 1129 to 2823 and encodes 564 amino acids. Lineage: Eukaryota; Metazoa; Chordata; Aves; Psittaciformes; Psittacidae.
CCUUUCAGGAUAUGGUUUUUGUCUUUGCACAUCCUCAAAACAGCCAGUGAGGAGGGGUGAGGGGGAUGGGGAAGCUGUAGCAGAGGUAAAAGGUGCUAUAUUUAGCUUAAUAUAUAGGUUCUUAAACCUCCAUCCUACCUCCAUCACACCUGUAAAAGAGCCCUGCUGUGGGCACUCAGCAGAAAAAGCGGAGGAAGAGGCUUUUCGACCGAAGAUAACCGAAAGCAUCACCCACCCUACGCCUUUGCUUUCGCCGGAAGGCUGUGGGAGGGAGACCCCGCCGUCUCCUAAAGGUGUUGAUCCUUCCUCCCGUUGCUGGCGAGGUGCGCUCCUGGGAGCAACCCACGACGGGCUGACACACCGGCACCCUCGGAGGCUUUUCAGACUGAGCUGUCUAUGUAUUGACUCAUUUAUUGAGAGAGAGUGUUCUCUGUUUUAGUAAUGAAUGAGGUUCAGAAGAGUUAUAAGUAUACGUUGAAAGUCUUUGGAGUUUGAAAGACCACCUCUUCAUCUGCUUUCCACCUGGCAAGACUUGCAUAGUAAGUAAAUGACUUCAUUUAUGCUGUUUGGAAUGAAGAUAGAUUUUAAUUUUACCAAUAAAUUGCAGUAAUUUCUAGAUCCUUUUGUGUUCUUCAUGAAUCCUAUGCAAUUUAUGGCACUGUGUGGUGAUAUUUUAAAACAAAUUAAAUUCCACAAGAAGGCAUUCUUAAAGAGGUAAGAUUUAUGCUUUCCUCCCUUGACCCCAAAAUAUUUGCUCAAACAGUCUGAUGUUCAGAAGAAACUAUUUUUUUAAAAAAGGAAGUGGCAAACCUCUGGGGCCAAAGUCAGGUUUACAAAAGUGUUGCUCAAAAUGAGCUGUUCGACCAAAACUGAGGAUCACUUGAAGUGAUUUAUGGGAUGAUGGCGUACUUGUAAAGAACUGGCAAGAAUGGUAAGAGGGAGAGAACAGCAACACAGCUUGAUGUCAUUCUGGAAUAUUGCUGGAAAUGCAGUAACCUCUGUUAUCCAUCUGCUUUAGACCACAGGAAGUUUCUGAGUGAAUCUCAGGGCACUGUCUUAGAACAUCUUUCAGAACAAACAAGAACAAUUCAGUUUCAUUUUUCUGGAGAAGAAGUGAGAAAUAAGAAAAUGAUUCUGAUUUUUUUUUUAAUGCUUAUUUUUGAAUCUGCCACUGGGAAGCUGUGUCCCCUUCGUGCUUCCAUUGAUGUGCUAGAAGGAGAAUAUUUUUUCCUUUGUUAUCUUGAGUCAAUGCGAGAACACUUUCAGGAAGGAGCAUACACAAUAAACUGGUACAAAGAUAAUGCUGGAAAGCAGGAACUGAUAAAGGAAUCACACAGAAUUGUUUCCCAAAUGAAUUUUCUGGAGUUUUGGCCAGUUGAACUUGGUGACUCUGGGAAUUACUCUGUCAUUCACAGCAAUGGAAAACAAAAUCUCACAAUUCAAAAGUGGACCUUGAAUGUACUUGAAAGAAACAAAAGCAGCUGUUUCAACAAAAAUCAUUUAACUACAGAAAUUAAAAAUGCUGGAACUGGUCAUUCACUGAAAUGCAGUGAUUUGUCUGUCACUGAAAAUAACAGCAUAACAUGGUACAAGGACUGUAAGAACUAUGAAAAUGCAACAGAGCAGGAACUGGAUUUUGAAACCUUAACAGUACAGCACUCAGGGAUAUACACCUGUAAAAUUUUAAUCAGCCAUGAAGGAAAGAUAUACCACAGCACAAAUACAAUUAAGCUGGUAGUAGAAGAAGAUGCACCAGAGACUGUAACUUUGGAGAUAGUUGGACGCCAUGAAGAAAUUGAAACAGAAAUAGGUAAAGAAGAGAUACUCAAUUGCACAGGAUUCUUGGGUUAUUAUAUGCCAGAAGAUGCCAGCCUCUACUGGUUAAUUAAUCAAGAGUUUCCAGAAAAAUGCACAGGUAUCCCCGAGACAGACCCUUCAAUAUGUGAAGAAGAAUGCAAAAAAUUACAGCUGGGAAACAAGUUCUAUGUCACAAGGUUACUACAGAUUAAAAAAGUAACAGACGAGGACAUGCGUCAUAAUUUCACCUGCAUGUUGCAAGCUGAUGAAAGAACACAAAUAAAAAUAGUGAAACUGAAGAAAGGGAACACCCAAGAUCUGCCUGUGCACAUUUUUACAACAGGAAUGGUCCUUGCUGUGCUAUUUCCAUGUGUUGCUGUAGCUUCAGUGUUUGUCUGUGUGAUGUUUAGAGUCGACUUAGUUCUGUUUUACAGGAACGUAUGCAGAAGAGAUGACACUGCUAGAGAUGGAAAAGAAUACGACGCAUUUGUGUCUUACCUGAAAGACUGUGUUUCUCCUACUGAAGAAGAGAGAGAAUUUGCUUUGGAGAUACUGCCCAUGAUACUAGAAGAAAAUUUUGGGUACAAGUUAUGUAUAUUUGAGAGGGAUGUAUCCCCUGGAAGAGCGGUUGUUGAUGAUAUCCAUUCAUUCAUUGACAAAAGCCGAAGAUUAAUCAUUAUACUGAGCCAGAACUACAUUUCUGACAGAGCCAUAUAUGAACUUGAAAGUGGACUGCAUAAGGCCCUAGUUGAAAGAAAAACUAAGAUCAUAUUAAUUGAGUAUAUGCCAAUAAGUGACUACAGUUUCUUGCCAGAAUCACUGUCUCUUUUACCAUCAAAGAGGGUUGUGAAGUGGAAAAAGGAUAAAUCUCUUCCUGUGAAUUCCAGAUUUUGGAAGAACCUUCGGUACCUGAUGCCAGCAAAACCUGCUAAGAAAAACAUCAAAGGUCACUAUAAUAAUCUUGCCCUAGGCUCACAAGGGGCUCAACCACGGACUGAGGGCUGUGAAUUUAAUGGAGUUGUAUAACAAUUCUGGAGGCAGAAGACUGUGCAUUUUGCUAACUACUAGAAAACACAAACCGCACACUUGCUUUGGAAAGACAGUGUUCAGAAGAGGUCAAGUCUGGGAUCUGAGAAAAAUGUAGAAAUUGCUACAGUGGCCAAGAUGCUAAAUGUUAUCCCAGAGAGUUUCCUUAACAACCUGCACAAGAAGCAGGAAUUCCAUUCUGCUUAGGACUUGCCACAUGGCACAAAACGCAAUGCAGGACAUUUUGAUUUCACAUUUUUCAGUAAUGUAGAAUGAUAUGAAUUAUACUUGCAUACAUGUUGAGUCCCCUUAAUAAACGUAUCUCUAUUUGACACGUA